Ctenocephalides felis (cat flea) is the source of this 671-nucleotide messenger RNA. RefSeq lists its product as uncharacterized. The coding region runs from base 131 to 472 and encodes 113 amino acids. The transcript is spliced from 3 exons. The record is from RefSeq and is a predicted model, not a curated record. NCBI's taxonomy places the organism in Eukaryota, Metazoa, Arthropoda, Insecta, Siphonaptera, Pulicidae.
CUCAAUUUAUUAUUAUGUAGUUGGUAAACUUCGCGCUAAACAUCAAAAUUAUUAUACACAUUAUUUUGGUAACGUCAAUUGAUGAAAAUAUUUGAUUUUAGACAUUUCGUUGAUCAAAGAAAUUUUUAUUAUGGUGCGCACAAGAGGUGGACCUACUAAAGUAAGUGCCGGUAAGGCCCCAGGUAAAAGUAGCAGGACGGUCGCAGUGGUUUCAGUAGGAGAAUCAAGAGGUGGUUCUUCUGGCUCAAAACUUAAUCAAUCUUUUGGCAAUUCAUAUCAUCCCCGUGAAACACCUAGUUGGCAAAAGCCUAUAAAUAGUUUUUUCCAAAAUGGAGGAAAACCAAACGUAGAUAAUAAUUCAUUAAUGACAAAACUUGAAGAAGACAAGGAAAAUGUACCUGGCUGUUCAGCUCAAACUAUGAAAGAUGAAGCAGAAGCAACAGACAGCAUAAAUGAAAAGUCCGAUUUAUAAAAACAAAUUCCAAACUAAAUUAUAAAAUAAAUACUAAUUGCGAUAUAGGGUCAUACUUAUAAGCUUUUAUUUGGUAACAAAAUAUUUUAUAGCUCAAGAAAUUUAAUGGAAUGCAUUUAAUGCAUAUAACUUUAGCUAUUAGUUCUUUUUUAAAUAUAGUUUUUUAAACAAAAUGUAUAAAUAUUGAAUGUAUGUGUGA